Messenger RNA from Pelagomonas calceolata, 853 nucleotides. The record is from the annotation of a GenBank genome assembly. Lineage: Eukaryota; Pelagophyceae; Pelagomonadales; Pelagomonadaceae.
GGUGCUUUUGCGGACGCAGUACUCCCGUCAGCCCGAAUCAAUGCGUCUACAGACCGCAGGAAUAGUAAUGUUCGCAAUGCGGGCGCGAGCGCUGCUCGCACCCAUGCGUACGCGCGUGUCUGCCGGCGCUGCCAGCCGCUGCAAGUCCUCGCAGCGAUUGCGGACGCUUGCGGCGUCGCGCGCGGACCUGGAGGGUCUAACGGUGCCCGUGCUAAAAGAUAGACUUCGAGCACAAGGUUUGAAAGUCGGCGGAAAGAAACAGGAGCUCGUCGAACGCCUCCUCGAGAGCGCGCCCGCGCCCGCGGCGCCCGCAGCGCCCGCAGCGCCCGCACCGGUCAAGCAGACGAAGCCUCGACGCGGCGACGGCCGCCCGCACGCGAACCCGCACAACGCCGAGCGCUGCGAGGCCGAGAUCGUGUCGUUCGGGCCGCUGGGAGCCUCCGUCGUCGUCGAGUUCCGCGACGGAAGAUUCGGGGAGGGGCUCGUCCUGCAGAAGGAGCUCCAAUAUUUACGAGAGUCGCGGCGGGGCGCGGGAGCGGAGCUUGGGGAGAUGGUGUCGGCGUUUGCGGCGCCGUCGCCGACCGUCGAGGACAAGUACGACGUCUUCCUGCGGCCGCCGUCGGCGGAAGGGAAGAAUCGCGACGCCGCGGCGCUGAUCCUCGCGGAAUUAGAACGGCGCGGCGGCAAGCUCGACGUCGGCGACAAAUCCUCACCCGAGGACAUCGCUGCGAUUUUACCGGGCCUCUCGAAGUCCGUCUUCAAGAACGCCGUCGGCAACCUGUACCGCGCGAAGAAGGUCGUGCCGGGGCGGCACGAGGUGCGACUGGCGGAGUAAUUGUGUGUGGCUAUUAGU